Messenger RNA from Triticum dicoccoides, 697 nucleotides. Its product is annotated as glutaredoxin-C1-like. The record is from RefSeq and is a predicted model, not a curated record. Lineage: Eukaryota; Viridiplantae; Streptophyta; Magnoliopsida; Poales; Poaceae. The transcript has a single exon. Bases 241 to 552 code for a protein of 103 amino acids.
CAGCCUGGGUCCGCCGGCACCAGUUUUGGCCCGAGCCGGCGAAAAACGGGCUUCUGGGGGCGCGACCGGGGCCUUUUUUUGACGCCGGCGCGUCAAAAUCAUCUGGGAAGGGCCUGUUGGGGGCGCGGCUGGAGAUGCCCUAAGGAAGCGAGCACAACUCAAAGUCAAAGCUUGCUAGAAAAGCAGCCGCAGCUACUAAUUAAGCUCUCUAGCACCUGCACUCAAGACCGGGGCAGCCUGAUGGAGCAGGUGACGAAGCUAGCGGGGCAGCGGGCGGUGGUGAUCUUCGGCAUGAGCUCCUGCUGCAUGCGCCACACGGUUACGAGCCUCCUCCGGGAUCUCGGGGCGAACCCGACGGUGGUGGAACUGGACGAGGACUCUAGGGGGAAGGAGAUGGAGAAGGCGCUGGCGCGGCUCAUCGGCCGGAACCCUGCCGUGCCGGCGGUGUUCAUCGGCGGCAGGCUAGUCGGAUGCACCGACAAGGUCAUGUCCCUUCACCUCAGCGGCAAGCUUGUUCCACUGCUCCGUAAUGCGGGCGCGGUCUGGGUGUAGUGCGUGCGAGGACUUUGUAGAUAUUCGGCCUGAUGCAUUGGGCGCCAGAGAAUUAUGUAAUACACGUAUGUGUACGUGCUCUGUUAUCCUUUCCUGUAUCAGGUGAUGAUAGACUUAAGGAAACCAUGCAGGUCUUUUUACUAAA